CCGAUUCAGCUCCAGCCCGGACUGACACUCGUUUGUGUUUAUUAUUAUCGAUGACAGUUCGGUAAUUGCUGGCAAUGUGUUCUUGCGAGUGUGGAAAUUUUUUAUUCGUGAAUUUAGAAUUUCGUUUCUACCAGUGAUGUGAUUUCUUCUGUGGAUAGUAGAGCCAUUUUAACACGAUGGAGUCUAAGAAGAGUGGUCGUAUGUGGAGCCCCACACACGUUCAAGUCACAGUUCAAAGAGCCAGAAAUUUACUGACCAAAGGGAAACAUGGGACCAACAACUGCUUCGUUGUCAUUGCUUUGGAUAAGGAAAAGUAUCAAACGUCGGUCAAGGAGAAGGCAACGGACACGGUUGAAUGGCGUGAAAAAUGUGAACUGCAAAUUCCAGAUCAUGGAAACACAGCUGAAAUCAUUCUAACUGUGCUGCAUCAUAACAUUUUUGGCAUUGAUGAAUUUUUAGGUUGUGUCACCAUUCCAUUAGCUGAAUUAGAUGUUUAUGAAUGGCCAAAAAAUAGGUGGCUGAAACUGCGCGACAAGCCAGGAAAAGAUAAGGACAAGGACCGAGGGGAACUAGAGGUCAAAGUUGGUUUCACAGUCAAAGGAGAAAAUGAACUGAUCAAAAAAGAAAAACAUCGUUCCUCGCUAGGACAAAUUUCACACACAGCCUCUACUUUAGGAGGAAGUUUGAUUAGUCUCAGUAGUGUUGAUAAAAAAUCUUUCAAAAAAUUGGCAAAAUCAAUUGGUUUCAAAAUGGAUGGAGGAAAUAAAGUGAGAAGAGAGAAAAAACUGCGCGAGGAGGGUAACUUUAAAGGGUCUGGUUCAAUAUCAGGACUUGCAAUCGACACGAGGCCGUCAGUGCAACGUAAAGGAGAUGCAGAUCCUGGAGUCAUCAGUGACGAUGAUGAAUUUGCUUUUGAAGAUUUAUCGCAACGAGGCUCAACUGGAUCUCUCAGUUUUACUCAGACUAACACGCCAGUCAGUGGAUCAAUGGAGAAUCUUGCUGGUGGAGAAUUUCUGCGGAAAUCAAUCGCCAAUAGUUCUGUUGGUUCAAAUCCCUCAACAACAAGUGCUCCUGCGAAACCACCUCGUGCCACUCCGCCAGAACCCAAAGUCGAUGAAUGGGAGCAGAAGCUUUAUGCGAAAAAAGAUAAAGACAUCAGUGUCAGCAAUCUAAGGAGACAUCAUGCCUCCUUUGGUCCUGCAGAUGUGAAAGAUAGUUUGUCUCCGGAGACUCCCUCAUCGACGCCAGGCACUCCUGCUACCCGCAAGAAUAUGAAAUUAGUCGGUGCGUCGGAGAAAAGCACGAGUAUGACUCCUCCGCCCACUGAAAAACAAAAUCAUUCUACCAAGAGUAAAGAUGAUUGGGGGUGGGGGAAAGCCAAACAACUAAUAUCGCGAGCCACUCAGGCAGAUUUGAAAGCUCUACAAAAUCUAAGUCCGAAGAUGCCAUUUGAAAGAAUAAUAAUUGGAGGUGAAAACGAGAAGAACGUUUCUUCUCGUUUGUCUCCAGAGAUCGCACAGAAGUUCCAGGGUAAAACAAGAGAUGACCUGAUUUUACUAGCCCACGAUUUACAAAAUCAGCUCAACACUGUCUCAAAACAGAAGAAAGAUUUGGAAGAAUACUUAGAUAAUCUCUUGCUGCGAGUCAUGGAAACAUCUCCUCGAAUUCUCCAGACCCCGUUUCUUUCGUGCAAAAGUCAGGCCAAUAUAAAGUUCUGAUAGUGAGAACGGUGUUCAUUUAUCUGUGCCUUGUCCGUGUUGUUAGUUUUUUCCACGACAUGUCUGAAGUCUAGAAAUUAGAAGGGUAGCUUCGGUAGCGUGGGUUCGUCUCACUCACCUCCGCUCACUGUUUGCAGCAAAGGAUUUGCGGCUUCUUUGUGUAGCAGCUUUUCUCUACCACUGAGAACCUGUAGCUUACAGGUUUUACAUCACAUAUCUUUAACCUAGAGAUUCUCUUCACCUGGACGGACAUUAAUUAACAAUUCAUUAACAUUUGGAAACUUAUUAAUUUUUACUUCUUUCGGAUUGAAAACAAUUAUAUUCAUCUCUGCUGUUAAAUUAUAUUCAUAUGCUGCACCUCUCACUCCUCCUUCACCCCCAUGUAGAAUCCGUAAUUGGAAUUUUAAGAACUUUCUUGUAUUUCCCUUUUACCCUUCCCCCCCCCCUCCCCCUUUACUUCCCUAGGAAAUCUGUUGAUCUUAGAUCCAAAUUAUCCUUUCAAAUGUUCCUUGUUACUCCAUACUGACGAAAAAUCAGUAAUAUUUUAAAACAUUUUGAACAAAAUUUACUUUUUCAA
Bemisia tabaci is the source of this 2295-nucleotide messenger RNA. The record is from RefSeq and is a predicted model, not a curated record. Lineage: Eukaryota; Metazoa; Arthropoda; Insecta; Hemiptera; Aleyrodidae.